Messenger RNA from Talaromyces proteolyticus, 1077 nucleotides. RefSeq names its product Metallo-dependent phosphatase-like protein. Bases 1 to 1077 code for a protein of 358 amino acids. The transcript has a single exon. Lineage: Eukaryota; Fungi; Ascomycota; Eurotiomycetes; Eurotiales; Trichocomaceae. Gene Ontology annotation, molecular function: hydrolase activity. The record is from RefSeq and is a predicted model, not a curated record.
AUGGCAAACCCCUUCAUCGAGCGGCCGAUCGUCGACCGCCUGCUCGCCUCACCGCUCGCCUUCUUCCUGCACCCCGUAUACAUCCUCCUCCUCCGCCUACGCGGCUCACCCCACACACCAUCGCCAACCUCACGCCCAAUCCGCGUCGUCUGCAUCUCAGACACACACACGCUCGAAUGGCCCGACGUUCCCCCCGGCGACCUACUCAUCCACGCCGGCGACCUGUGCAAUGAUGGCAGCGUGCGCGAGAUCCAGGCGGCGGUCGACUGGCUUACGGCGCUGCCGCAUGCACACAAAGUCGUGAUUGCGGGCAACCAUGACAGCUACUUCGACCCGCGCUCUCGCCUCGACGAAGACCGCGACAAGACAUUGGUGUCAGUUUCCGCGUCGACCGCAUCAAUCCAGUCCAUCGACGACUUUGACAGCCACCGCAUCGACUGGGGCGACAACAUCCACUACCUCCAACAUUCCUCCAUCACCUUGACUUUUCCAGACCCCGGAGCUGGAGCUGGAGCUGGAGCAGCUGCUCGAUCUCGGAAGCUGAAUAUCUACGGCGCCCCCCAGAUCCCGACCCCAAUGUCGAUGGGCCCCGAGCAUGCAUUCACCUACCCACCCUCACAAGACGCCUGGAGCGGGACAAUCCCGAUAGAGACAGACAUCCUGAUCACGCACACACCUCCGUAUGCCCACCGCGACCUCGGCCCGGCCUUCAGCAUCGGCUGCCCCUUCCUGCUCGCCGAAGUCUGGCGUGUGCGUCCCAAACUGCACGUCUUCGGCCACGUGCAUUUCGCAUACGGCGCGGAACCAGUGUACUGGGACGAAGCGCAGAAGGCGUGGGAGAGGCUGUCCACGCGAUGCUCGCGGCGGCGCUCGAGAUGGGGGUUUCUAUAUGACUUUUUUACGCCGCGUAAUUGGUUCGAUGCGCUUAGGGUUCUGGUUUAUGGUGUCACGGGCAUCGUUUGGUCAAGGGUUUGGGGUGGAGAGUCGAAUCGUGGGAGUGGCUGGAUGGUGAAUGCUGCGGCCAUGUAUAAGGAUUCCGGGGUUCUGAGGAAUCCACCGCAGGUGUUUACGCUUUGA